CUCCUCCAUCCGGGUUCUUCCCAUUUUCGAGCGUAUCUUGGUACCAUGAGUCUAAUUCUAGUGCUUGCCUGGGUAGGAGGUGUCAGUCGGCGCGGCGCUCUAGGCCGAGCAGUGUUCGGUCUCUAUGACCACAGAGGGAGGUCCCCUUGCCUUGCGCUGCGUGCGCUUUGGGAACGCGCGUCAGUUCCGCGCGGGGCUGUCAGGGAACUAUGGCUGCCCCAAGAGAGAAUGUCAGUUUGUUAUUCAAGUUAUACUGCUUGACAGUGAUGACCCUGGUGGCUGCAGCUUAUACCAUAGCUUUAAGAUACACAAGGACAUCAGACAAAGAACUCUACUUUUCAACCACAGCUGUGUGUAUCACAGAAGUUAUAAAGUUAUUGCUAAGUGUGGGAAUUUUGGCUAAAGAAACUGGUAGUCUGGGUAGAUUCAAGGCAUCUUUAAAAGAAAACGUCUUGGGGAGCCCCAAGGAACUGAUGAAGUUAAGUGUGCCAUCAUUAGUGUACGCUGUUCAGAACAACAUGGCUUUCCUCGCUCUUAGCAAUCUGGAUGCAGCAGUGUACCAGGUGACUUAUCAAUUGAAGAUUCCUUGUACUGCUUUAUGUACUGUUUUAAUGUUAAACCGGACACUCAGCAAAUUACAGUGGAUUUCAGUUUUCAUGCUAUGUGGUGGAGUUACACUUGUGCAGUGGAAACCAGCCGAAGCUACAAAAGUUGUGGUGGAACAGAAUCCAUUAUUAGGGUUUGGCGCUAUAGCUGUUGCUGUAUUGUGCUCAGGAUUUGCAGGGGUAUAUUUUGAAAAAGUUUUAAAGAGUUCAGACACUUCCCUUUGGGUGAGAAACAUUCAAAUGUAUCUAUCAGGGAUUGUUGUGACAUUAGUUGGAGUCUACUUGUCAGAUGGAGCAGAAAUUAAAGAAAAAGGAUUUUUCUAUGGUUACACAUAUUAUGUCUGGUUUGUCAUCUUUCUUGCAAGUGUUGGAGGCCUCUACACUUCUGUUGUGGUCAAGUACACAGACAACAUCAUGAAAGGCUUUUCUGCAGCAGCAGCCAUUGUCCUUUCCACUAUUGCUUCAGUGAUGCUAUUUGGAUUACAGAUAACACUCAUGUUUGCUCUGGGUACCCUUCUUGUAUGUGUUUCCAUAUAUCUCUAUGGGUUACCCAGACUUGACACUACAUCCAUUCAACAAGGAGAAACAUCUUCAAAAGAGAGAGUCAGUGGUGUCUGAUUUCAGUCUCAAGAGAAAUUCAAACUAAGACUGUAUUAAACUAGAGCCUUAAGAAAAUCCAGAAGAUAGCUUAAACAAACAAAAAUUUUACUGUAUGGCGUAAGAAUUAAGAAGAAAGCUAUCCGAGUGAAUUGCUAUUACAGGGACUUAAUGUGAACCUGUUUGGAGUCAACCUGUUUUAUUUUAGAAUGAAGGAAUUUUAUUAUUGUAUAUAUAAUGUACACUGAAAGUAUGGAGAAAAUAUGGUAUAAAAAAAUCAUGUGAGGCUACAAUAUUCAAGUAACAAGGUAUGGAAUAAUGUUUUAAGGAUUCAAGUGCCAAAGCCAUCUCUGUACUAACUGUUCUCUUGUUCAGCUACCAGGGGAGAGAGACAAUGACUCCUUAUUCUCCAAUUCAUGUACAGUAUUUUGUCCCUGUAGCAGUGAAGACUUAGCUCUUUUCUUACAGAAGAUAGGCAGGAACAAGACAGGCUAGUUCAGCAACAAACUGAAUGUGUAACUUUUUCUCAAACUGAAUCUAUUAUUUCAUAACUCAGCUGAAGAGCUCUGGGUGAUGACUUGAGUACUCCUUUUAAUGCUGUAUUUGUACCAUUCAUUGUCUGGAUACAUAAUUUUUGCUGUUAGACAAUAUACUUUUCUUCAAAAAAAUUUUUCUACUGUCACUUUUAUACUUCUUUUAAAGUAUGUUCAACUGUUGGGGUCUCAAUAAUUUGUGAAAUUUCAGUGUUUAAAAAAAAUUCUAUAAUGUUAAUGGGGGAAAUUCAGCAAUAAAUUUUAUUUAUUUAUAUGAA
This is a messenger RNA of Choloepus didactylus (southern two-toed sloth), 2013 nucleotides long. It is a transcript of the gene SLC35A1, whose product is annotated as solute carrier family 35 member A1. Gene Ontology annotation, biological process: pyrimidine nucleotide-sugar transmembrane transport. Gene Ontology annotation, molecular function: pyrimidine nucleotide-sugar transmembrane transporter activity. NCBI's taxonomy places the organism in Eukaryota, Metazoa, Chordata, Mammalia, Pilosa, Megalonychidae. Bases 210 to 1223 code for a protein of 337 amino acids. The transcript is spliced from 8 exons. Gene Ontology annotation, cellular component: Golgi membrane. The record is from RefSeq and is a predicted model, not a curated record.